This is a messenger RNA of Phascolarctos cinereus (koala), 3035 nucleotides long. RefSeq names its product neuropeptide Y receptor Y1 (gene NPY1R). Gene Ontology annotation, biological process: G protein-coupled receptor signaling pathway. Gene Ontology annotation, molecular function: neuropeptide binding; neuropeptide Y receptor activity. Lineage: Eukaryota; Metazoa; Chordata; Mammalia; Diprotodontia; Phascolarctidae. The record is from RefSeq and is a predicted model, not a curated record. Gene Ontology annotation, cellular component: neuron projection; plasma membrane.
CCUUCGCUCCCGCGCUCUCCAGGAGCGGAGACAGCUGGAAAAGAAGCCGGAGAAAUAGGCUCCCGAACUGAAGAAAUACCCCGGGCUCCCUACUCCCUUCUCCAGUCCUCACCAUCUUCUUCUCUUGGAAAGAGCUGGACAGAUCUUCUUCAAGAGGAGCUACGCGUUGCCGACUCCCGGGCUCGGGGGUUCAAGACGCAGCUCUUGGUCCCGGCUGGGAGCUGAGCUGUCCAGCCUGAAGACCUGAUACCCCUCUGAUUAUCCUGUUGUCACUGGUGUCAUUCGUGUCAUCACAGAGACCUGAGCUCUUCAGAAAUAACCAGAAAACAACCUCUCAGGAAGGUGGAAUAUGUCCCUCCCCCUCCCACUCAUUCUGCUUCUCCUGAUAAUUCUGUCUGAAAUUAUCCUGAAUUGAAGAUUCACCUUUAACCCAAUAUUAGUGUUGAUUUAAUCAGCCAGAUGGACAAGUGCUAAACGGUUAUGCAAAGUUAUUGAGGAAAAUGAAGAGCUCACACCCAGUUUUUGCAAACACACUUCACAUGAAGAUUGAACUUCUUUAAAGAAAGAUAACCAAUUAGCACCAAAAUGAAUUACACAUUGUUUCCCUCUUUUUUCAAUGAAUCAUUUCUUAACCAUACAGACACCCACCCCCCAUAUGCACCCAUUGAAGAGAAUAAAUGCCGUGUACCAGUAACCAUGGUAUUUACAAUGGCAUUAGCUUAUGGCAUUGUCAUACUUCUGGGGGUCUCUGGAAAUCUGGCCUUGAUAGGAAUCAUUCUAAAGCAAAAGGAACUGAGAAAUGUGACCAACAUUCUGAUUGUUAAUCUGUCCCUUUCUGACCUUCUGGUAUCAUUUGUAUGUCUGCCCUUCACUUUUGUCUACACAUUAAUGGAUCACUGGAUCUUUGGUGAGGCCAUGUGCAAACUAAAUCCUUUUGUGCAAUGUGUCUCAAUCACUGUCUCCAUUUUCUCUCUGGUUCUCAUUGCCUUGGAACGCCAUCAGCUUAUAGUCAACCCCCGAGGAUGGAGACCAUCUAAUAUCCAUGCAUUUUUAGCAGUUGCCCUGAUCUGGUUCCUCUCUGUGGCUGCCUCCCUGCCUUUUGUGAUUUAUCAGGUGCUGACUGAUGAGCCAUUCCACAAUGUCACUGUCCCAACCUUCAAGGACAAGUAUGUUUGUUUCGAUCUGUUCCCUUCUAAUGUGCACAGGCUAUCUUACACCACUAUUCUCUUGGUGCUGCAGUACUUUGGGCCUCUGGUGUUCAUUCUUGUCUGCUACCUCAAGAUCUACAUACGACUGAAGAAGAGGAAUGACAUGAUGGACAGGAUCAGAGAGAACAAGCAUAGAGCCCAAGAAGCCCGGCGGAUCAACGUGAUGCUUUUCUCCAUUGUGGUGGCCUUUGCCAUCUGCUGGAUGCCCCUGACCAUCUUUAACACGGUGUUUGACUGGAACCACAAGUUGAUCUCCAUCUGCCACCACAACCUGCUGUUCCUCCUGUGCCACCUGACGGCGAUGAUUUCCACCUGUGUCAACCCUGUCUUCUAUGGGUUCCUUAACAAGAAUUUCCAGAAAGAUUUGCAGGCUCUCUUUCGCUUCUGUGAUUUCAGGUCCCGUAAUGAAGACUACGAGACCAUUGCGAUGUCCACCAUGAAUACAGAUGACUCCAAGACAGCUCAUAGGCAAGCCGGUGGUGAGGCCUCCCAGGCUCCUGGGGAGGAUGAAGAAGUCUGAAGAGGAUCUGAAGUGGGUGAGGGUUACAGAACCCAGGUGACAGCUGUUUUAACACCAAGCACAACCUGUCACACAAUUCUGUAACCCUCUCCUCCUCUAGGAUGUAUGGCUUUGCCUGGAUUGUCUUGCUGUUUUUAGUUGUGGCUUUGAUUGCAGUAAGAUCAAAAUGUACAGACUUUGGAUUUACUUGUGUCAGCUGUUUCUAUCCAAAGUCUCAAUACUUACAGUUGUAUAACAUAUUUGUGAAACAAAUAUAGGAAUAUAUAAGACAUAGAUUACAUUUACUUCAAUGGAAUAUUUAACAAAAACUUGACUAUCAGCAUAUAUACUAAUCAUAUACUACUUUCAUUAGUGAUUCUGCACCCUGUAAAGGAGAGAAGGACAGCCAAACUAAAAAGAGUCCAUUGACUUUGGAACCAUAUAAAGUAGACUACUGCAGAGGAGAUACAAAAUCAGCAUUCAUAAUGUGAAGGGUUUUUUGUUUGUUUGUUUUCAGGAGAGAGAUUAUUUCUUGCCAGUUCAGACUGGUCUUAGUACCCACCUAAAUAUCCAUGACUUUAAGAGAAGAUUUAAUUUGCCACUAAUUGAUUAGAACUUGAUGUAACAUUGCAUGUAAAAGAAAACAAAAAUCAUUUCUCAGCUGUUAGCCUAGAAAAUUAGGACAUAAACAUAUUAAAUGGAAAGCUGUUUCCAUGACUCAAGACUAUUUUGGAACAUGACUAUAAAACCUCUUCAGAGUAAUUAGAAUAAUAUCUAAAUUAUUGUAACUACAAAUAAUAUACAAGCAUAUACAUUUGAAUGGAAGAUAUUUCCUCCGGUAGAACCUAUUUGGUAUUUGCUAAAAAGCCUAGAAUGUUACAAAAUUAUAUGAAAGGGUGCCUAUAUUACAUCGAAACAUCAAAUAUCAUGUAACACUAAGGGACAAGUAAAGGACCCCUGAUACAGCAAUUCAAUUGAGGGUAUAUGAUAAAUAGAUAACAUCCAUAGAAAUUUAUUACAUCUUGCGUGCACUUAUAAACAAUAUAUUCUAUUGAAUGUUAAAGUGACUAUGUUAACAACUGAUAAGUAUAUAUACUUAGUACAUGUAUAUCCAACUAAUAUAUACCUAAUUUAUGCAUCUCUGUGUUGGAAUGAUUAUUAAAACUAAGAAAUAAAGAAUCUAAGAAACUAGUACACCAAGAAACUAAGAAACAUUUACUUGGGAGAACAUAUGUCCUAAGUUAAUUCUAUAGCCAACCUAUGAAACAUCAGAGUGUUUGGUUUGAAAACCUUGGACAGUUCUUCUAAUAAAAUUGGUGUUGCAUUGA